Molecule: messenger RNA, 992 nt
Organism: Echinops telfairi (small Madagascar hedgehog)
Lineage: Eukaryota; Metazoa; Chordata; Mammalia; Afrosoricida; Tenrecidae
Product: T-box transcription factor TBX5-like
Exons: 7
Coding region: 77-796 (239 amino acids)
Biological process (GO): pattern specification process; positive regulation of DNA-templated transcription; cardiac left ventricle formation
Cellular component (GO): nucleus
Molecular function (GO): DNA-binding transcription factor activity, RNA polymerase II-specific; RNA polymerase II cis-regulatory region sequence-specific DNA binding
Source: RefSeq, a predicted model, not a curated record
AGCAGAAGCCGGCCGCGUUGGCGAUGAUUCGUGCAGGUUUUUUGCAGCCAAAGCGUUUGCUCUUGGAGAAGCAGAGAUGGAUGGAGAGCAGAUCCCGGCGCGGGCACCCGGCCCGGGGCGCACUAUGGCCGACGCAGACGAGGGCUUUGGCCUGGCCCACACACCUCUGGAGCCGGACGCAAAGGACUUGCCCUGUGAUUCCAAACCCGAGGGCGCACUGGGGGCCCCCAGCAAGUCCCCGUCGUCCCCACAGGCCGCCUUCACCCAGCAGGGCAUGGAAGGGAUCAAGGUGUUCCUCCACGAGCGAGAGCUGUGGUUGAAGUUCCACGACGUGGGCACAGAGAUGAUCAUAACAAAGGCCGGAAGGCGGAUGUUCCCAAGCUACAAAGUGAAGGCGACAGGUCUUAAUCCCAAAACCAAGUACAUUCUCCUCAUGGACAUCGUUCCCGCCGACGACCACAGAUACAAGUUCGCGGAUAAUAAAUGGUCUGUGACCGGCAAAGCGGAGCCCGCCAUGCCGGGCCGCCUCUACGUGCACCCAGACUCGCCGGCCACCGGGGCGCACUGGAUGCGGCAGUUGGUCUCUUUUCAGAAGCUCAAGCUCACCAACAACCACCUGGACCCGUUUGGGCACAUCAUUCUCAACUCCAUGCACAAAUACCAGCCCCGGCUGCACAUCGUAAAGGCCGACGAAAACAAUGGCUUCGGCUCCAAGAACACGGCGUUCUGCACACACGUCUUUCCGGAGACGGCCUUCAUUGCCGUGACCUCUUAUCAGAACCACAAGCAGUACUGAGGGAUACAUGCUAUAAAACACACUGCAUUGAUUUGAAGGUGCCCUGGAGGCACGGUGGUUAAUCGUGUGGCUGUGAACCCAAAGAUCGGUCGUUCAACUCCACUAGCCGCUCGGAGGGAGGACAGAUGUGGGUGACCUGUCCCAUCCAGAUGGCAGCCCAGACUCAAGUACUCCCUCAACACAAGAACACUUGGUU